Aspergillus brunneoviolaceus CBS 621.78 is the source of this 984-nucleotide messenger RNA. Its product is annotated as alpha/beta hydrolase. The record is from RefSeq and is a predicted model, not a curated record. The coding region runs from base 234 to 887 and encodes 217 amino acids. NCBI's taxonomy places the organism in Eukaryota, Fungi, Ascomycota, Eurotiomycetes, Eurotiales, Aspergillaceae. The transcript has a single exon.
AGGCUACAAAAUAAAUAAGAAGCGACCUGCACGACCCCGCCACUUCCUCGUCAAUCUACCACCAUCUAUCGAUCUCCCACCCACGCGACACAAUCAUGGCCACCAAUCCCACCACCAAGCCCCAGGCAAUCGUCAUAGUCCACGGCGCAUGGCACUCGCCCUCCCACUAAUCCGACUUCACGACCGCUCUCCGCAAGCGCGGCCACGAGGUCCACGUGCCGCGCCUGCUGACCAUGAACGGCGUGCGCCCGCCCAACGCUCACCUCGAGGACGACACUGACCUGAUCCGCACCUACGUCGAGAGCCUGGUCGAGGCCGGCCGCGAGGUCAUCGUGCUCAUGCACUCCUACGGCGGGCAGGUGGGCACCAACGCACUCACGGGCCUCUCGACCGCCCAGCGCGAGGCCCAGGGUCUUUCCGGGGGCGUGAGCCAGCUCGUAUACAUUGCCGCCUUCGCUGUGACCGAGGGCACAUCGAUGAUUGAUGUCGUCGAGGCGCACGGCCACGGCGAAUACAUGCCGCUCGCUUUCGACUUCGCAGAGGACAAGACGACCGUCAGUCGGGAUCCUAAGGGUCUGAUCGUGGGGCCGGGGCGGUCCGACGAGGAGCUCGAGGCCUAUGUCGCGGCAUUCCGGCCCCAUAAUGGUGGGGCCUGGUAUGAGAAGGUGCAGCGCUGUGCGUGGCGCGAGGUCCCGCGGGUGGCGUACAUCCAAGCGACGUUGGAUAUGAAUGUGCCGCUUCAGUAUCAGAAGGAUCUUGUGGAGGUGAUGGAGCGGGAGACGGGGCGUCCGGUGAGGACGUUUGAGGUGGAGACCGGUCAUUGUCCGACUUUCACGAAGUCGGAGGAGGUGGCGGCGAUUGUGCAUGAGUUGGCGGUUGGGAAUUGAGAUGGAUAGGGCGGGACCCUGGGGAGUUUUCUUCGUUGAUUGUAGGAAAUUGGACUGCUGCUCUGGCGGAUUAUCAUUGGCGGUCAUGUACCACACG